GACAAACGUAGCAAAACCUCUUUGGUUAAUACCCGAAAGCUCAUUCCACUAAGUUUUGCGAGGGUUGACUUUCUCUCUCAUUUAUCUUCAGCUCAGAAAUCAUUUCCGAUGGCCGGAAUCCACGUGGUGGUGAUGCCUUACCCCGGCCGCGGCCACAUCAACCCUACGAUGAACCUCUGCAAAUUGCUCGCCUUAACAAAAUCUGAUAUUCUCAUCACCUUUGUCGUCACCGAAGAGUGGCUCGGCUUCAUCGGCGCCGAUCCCACGCCUCCAAAUCUCCGGUUUGCCACCAUUCCUAACGUCAUUCCGCCGGAGAGGCUGAAAGCCGCUGACAUCCAAGGCUUCAACGAAGCUGUCGUGACUAAGAUGGAAGCUCCAUUCGAGCAACUCCUCGAUCGGCUCCAGCCGCCGGUGGAUGCCAUCAUCGGCGAUUUGGAGCUCCGUUGGCCGAUCGCUGUCGGACGUCGGAGGAAUAUCCUGGUGGCCACGCUCUGGACGAUGUCGGCGACCUUCUUCUCGAUGCUUUACAGAGCCGAUAUUUCCUCUCGAGUCCGGCAGCUGUCUUCCAAUUGGAUUGAUCAUGGUGUUGAAGUGGAUCAAAUUUCAGGACUUUCUUCAACCCAUAAAGCCGAUCUUAGGAAAGUGUUUGAAGAGAAUGAUGGAAGAGUGAUGGAGAUUAUCUUGGAUUGCAUAUCCAGGGUGCCAAAAGCAGACUGCCUAUUAUUCACUUCUUUCUAUGAAUUUGAACCCGAAAUGAUGGAAGCUUUGAAACUAGAAUUCCCAUUCCCUAUCUACCCGAUUGGUCCUGCAAUACCCUAUUUUGAAAUUGAGAAGGAACCUCGAGUAGCUAAUGAUAAUGAUGGCUACAAUUACCAACAAUGGUUGGAUUCCCAACCUGCUGACUCUGUAUUGUACAUUUCAUUGGGAAGUUUUCUUUCGGUCUCAGCUUCCCAAAUGGAUGAAAUAGCUUCUGGGCUACGAGAUAGUGGCAUUCGGUUCUUAUGGGUGGCUCGAGGGGAAGCUCCUCGGUUGAAGGAGCGAUGCGGCGAAAGGGGGUUAGUUGUGGCAUGGUGUGAACAAUUGAAGGUCUUGUGUCAUUCCUCAAUAGGUGGGUUCUGGACUCAUUGUGGCUGGAAUUCAACUCUGGAAGCUGUUUUUGCAGGGAUUCCUAUGCUUACUUUUCCUCUGUUUUUGGAUCAAAAUCCCAACAGUACCCACAUUGUUGAAGACUGGAAAAUUGGGUGCAGGGUUCAAGAAACCAAGGUUGGAGCUGAAACAUUAAUUUUAAAAGAAGAAAUAUCAGAGAUUGUCCAAAGGUUCAUGGAUCUCAGCAGCCCUGAGGGAAAGCAAAUGAGGGAUAGAGCCAAAAGGCUAAAAGAGAUCUGUCACCGAGCAACAGGGGAGGGUGGAUCAUCUCGCCAAAACCUGGAUGAAUUUAUAAGGAGCAUUUCAAAAGGUGACACCAAAUAGGAUGGAUGUCAUCUAUUCUAUUCUGUCUAAUACUUGGGAUUCUCAAUCCAAAGUUCACACCCCAUAGUGUUCUGUUCUGAUUGUAUUACAGUGUUUUGAACCGAUUGGCUUUUUUCUUCACUGUUAAGGGUUGGCACCAUCUUGUGAAAUAAUGCAGGUGUAGUUUAUUAACAUGG
This is a messenger RNA of Cucurbita moschata (crookneck pumpkin), 1646 nucleotides long. Its product is annotated as UDP-glycosyltransferase 87A2-like. Bases 109 to 1470 code for a protein of 453 amino acids. The transcript has 2 exons. The record is from RefSeq and is a predicted model, not a curated record. Lineage: Eukaryota; Viridiplantae; Streptophyta; Magnoliopsida; Cucurbitales; Cucurbitaceae. Gene Ontology annotation, molecular function: UDP-glycosyltransferase activity.